Messenger RNA from Mesitornis unicolor (brown roatelo), 2723 nucleotides. RefSeq names its product pre-mRNA 3' end processing protein WDR33-like. Gene Ontology annotation, cellular component: mRNA cleavage and polyadenylation specificity factor complex. Lineage: Eukaryota; Metazoa; Chordata; Aves; Mesitornithiformes; Mesitornithidae. The record is from RefSeq and is a predicted model, not a curated record. The annotation marks the transcript as partial. The transcript has 10 exons.
AUGAUCUGGAGCCCAACAGCCUCGCAGUUAUUCCUGGGAUGGGAAUUCCUGAGCAGUUGAAGAUAGCCAUGGAGCAGGAGCAGAUGGGGAAAGACGAGUCCAAUGACAUUGAAAUGACGAUCCCAGGGCUGGACUGGGGAAUGGAGGAGGUGAUGCAAAAGGACCAAAAGAAGGUGCCACAGAAAAAAGUGCCCUAUGCAAAACCAAUCCCAGCACAAUUUCAGCAGGCAUGGAUGCAGAACAAAGUUCCUUUGCCUCCCCCACCUGAGCCACUGAAUGACAGAAAGGAAGAUAUUAAGCUGGAGGAGAAAAAGAAGACGCAGGCGGAGAUUGAGCAGGAAAUGGCAGCACUUCAGUACACGAACCCCCAACUCUUGGAGCAAUUGAAGAUCGAGAGACUCGCACAAAAGCAAGCUGAGCAAGUGCAGCCACCACCCCCGGGAGGCUCCCUUCAUGGACCCCAACCUUUUCCAGGGCAAGGCCCGAUGUCACAGAUGCCUCAAGGAUUUCAGCAGCCCCUUCCACCUCAGCAGAUGCCAAUGAAUAUGCCUCAGAUGGGACCUCCCGGUCCACAAGGACAGUUCAGACCUUCGGGACCUCAAGGUCCUCCGUUACACCAAGGAGCUGCGGGUCCACAAGGGUUCAUGGGACCACAAGGACCUCCAGGCCCCCAGGGACCCCCGCAAGGAAUGCCACGGCCUCAGGAUUUACAUGGACAUCAAGGAAUGCAGAGACAUCCUGGUCCUCACGGGCCAAUGGGGCCUCCGGGUCCACAGGGUAGUGGUGGCCCGCAAGGCCACUUAGGACCACAGGGUCUGCCUGGGUCUCAGACUCAUUUAGGACCGCAGGGUCCACCUGGCUCCCAAGGUCACCUGGGCCCUCAAGGUCCUCCUGGUGGUCAAGGAAUGCAGGGGCCACCUGGUCCGCGAGGAAUGCAAGGACCUCUUCCUCAUGGCAUGCAAGGAGCUCCAGGAUCUCAAGGGAUGCAGGGCCCUAUAUCUCAAGGGCCUUUGAUGGGACUUAAUCCAAGAGGGAUGCAGGGUCCACCAGGACCCAGAGAUAACCAGGGACCUGCUCCGCAAGGGAUGAUGAUGGGUCAUCCGCAAGAAAUGAGAGGUCCUCAUAUGCAAAGUGGUUUACUAGGACACGGUCCCCAGGAGAUGAGGGGCCUCCAGGGACCCCCGCCUCAAGGUACAAUGUUAGGACCACCACAAGAAUUGCGUGGGCCGCCGGGUCCACAAGGCCAGCAGGGACCUCCGCAAGGCUCUUUGGUAGGGCCCCAAGGAAACAUGCAAGGACCUCAGGGACAACCGAACCCUUCAAGGGGGCCGCACCCUUCCCAGGGCCCUCUGCCUUUCCAGCAGCAGAAAACGCCUCUGUUGGGUGAUGGGCCUCGUCCCCCGUUCAAUCAGGAUGGACAGAACCCGGGUCCACCGCCACUGAUCCCAGGCCUGGGGCAGCAGGGAGGACAAGGCCGUCUUGGCCCUCACAACCAAGGACCUGGUCUUAAUAAAGGUGACUCCCGUGGUCCACCAAACCAUCACAUGGGCCCUCUCUCAGAUAGAAGGCACGACCAGAACAGUGGUGGUCCUGAGCACGGGCCCGAGAGAGGGUUGUUUCGAGGUGGCCAGGAGUGGGGUGAUGGUAGAGACAGCAGGGGCAUGCCAGAUAGACGAGGACCUCACCCAGAUUUCCAUGAUGACUUUGAUCGACCAGAUGACUUCCGUGACGACUUCCAUCCAGAUAAGAGAUUUGGCCAUCGGUUGCGGGAAUUUGAGGGGAGAGGAGGCCCACCGCUGCAAGAUGAGAAAUGGAGACGAGGUGGACCUGGGCCUCCCUUUCCUCCCGAUCACAGGGAAUUUGAAGGAGGGGGUUCAAACCGUGGGCCUCCUGGUGCUUGGGAAGGACGGAGACCUUCGGAUGAUCGAUAUCCACGGGAUCCUGAGGAUGCACGGUUCCGAGGAAGACGGGAUGAGAGCUUCAGAAGAGGAGGACCCUCGAGACAUGAGGGCAGGGGACCCAGGGGCAGAGAUGGCUUUCCUGGCCCUGAAGAUUUUGGGCCAGAUGACGCUUUUGACUCUCCAGACGAAAACUCCAGAGGAAGGGACCAUGGCGUUCGGGGGAGAGGUCGUGGUGCUCUUAGAGGAGGCCGGAAGGGUUUGCUUCCUACUCCAGAUGAGCUUCCAUGCUUUGAAGGGAGGCGGAAACCAGAAUCCUGGGAUGGAAACAGAGAACCAGGGCCCCGUGCGGAUCACCCUCACGACAGGCACUCCCCGGCCAGCAGAGAACGCUCUGCUUCGCUGCAGGGCAUGGACAUGGCCUCGCUGCCGCCGCGGAAACGUCCCUGGCACGACGGACCUGGCCCCUCUGAUCACAGAGAAAUGGAUGCUCCGGGUGCAGCCCCAGAGGAGAGGGGCAAAGGACGAGGCAAUUCGGGACCUUCGCAGAGAGCGCCGAAAUCUGGGAGGUCCAGUUCUUUAGAUGGAGACCAUCACGAUGGAUUCCACAGGGAUGAAGCUUUUGGUGGAGGCCCUGCAGGAGGCAACAACCCUUCUCGAGGAGGAAGGAGUGGGAGUAACUGGGGAAGAGGAAACAACAUGAACUCUGGUCAGUCAAGAAGAGCAGCGUCCAGAGGCGGUGGGAGAGGCCGAUAGAAGAGGCUUUGACUGGGUGACACCCAGUCCUUGCUGGACAAUAUUUAAAUAGACUGCUAUGCUGGACUC